This is a messenger RNA of Fusarium proliferatum ET1, 2091 nucleotides long. RefSeq lists its product as uncharacterized. The record is from RefSeq and is a predicted model, not a curated record. The transcript has 6 exons. Gene Ontology annotation, cellular component: intracellular anatomical structure. Gene Ontology annotation, molecular function: RNA binding. The coding region runs from base 1 to 2091 and encodes 696 amino acids. NCBI's taxonomy places the organism in Eukaryota, Fungi, Ascomycota, Sordariomycetes, Hypocreales, Nectriaceae.
AUGGCACCCCCGACCGAGGAGCAGCUUAUGCUCCAGUCUGUCCUCGAAUAUGAAGUUGCGGAAAAGAAUCCCCUUCGCCCCGGCGAGAACCGAUCUGAUAGCUACUUGCAGACACUGAGCGAGCAAUACCGCCGUUUAUCCAUCAUGCAGACAGAGAAUUUCCACAGGUUCCUCAAACUUUACAAAGCUAACCAGGUGGUGGUCUUUGCCUCUGAUACAGGCUCUGAUGACUCGACACAGCUCACGAAGCGAAUCAUGUACCUCGAACUCAACAAAGGCCUGAAGGUUGUCUGCACUCAGCCUGAUCAGGGUGCAGCCAAAGAACUCGGUCAGCGCGUCUCAGCAGAGCUUGACGUUACGUUCGGUGAACAGGUUGGUGUUCAGUACCGCAAAUACAACAAGACCAGCGACCGGACUCGAUUGAAGUUCGUGACAGAGGGCAUGCUCCUCCAGCAAAUCGGGGACAAUCCUACCUUGGCCGGCUAUUCAUGCGUCAUCAUCGAUUUCCACGAGCGAACAAAAAACACCGAUCUUCUCCUUCCGCGACUCAGGAACACCCUCGCUCUCCGUUCCGACCUCAAAGUCGUCAUCAUGUCAGCAACCGAAUCCGAAACGCUCGCCAGUUACUUCAGCGUUCCCAAAGUCCUCAACAUCGAAAAAGAUGUAUUCUCGGUUAUGAUCCAGUACAUUAACGAAGCUAACCCUGACUAUUGCGAGAUGGCUUUGGAUUCAGUGCGCCACAUCCAUAAAAACAAAGCCCCAGGUGAUAUACUUGUCUUCUUGGCAUCUAACCCCCAAGUUAAUCGUGCGGUCGCGAAGCUGCGUGGCGCUUACCCAGAUAUGGAGACUUUCCCAUUGCAUAGGAGACUGUCUCAGGCAGAAAAAGCCAAAGCCCUUCGCUCUGGUGAGAAGCGCAGGUGUGUUAUUACUACCAACAUCGCCGAGAGUAGUAUCACUGUCGAUGACAUUGUCUAUGUCGUUGACAGUGGUGUCGAGAUGCAGUCGGUCUAUAACUCUCGCGUGAGAAUGCACACCAUCCAAGCUGCGCCAAUCUCCAAAGAAUCCGCUGACCAGAGAGCUAAAUGCGCCGGACGAACUCAACCAGGAAUCUGUUACCGCCUGUACACGAUGGCGACAUAUGAUAAUAUCUUACCCGAUGUCUCACCUCCCAGCAUGCUGAAAGACUGUUUCACAACGGCCAUUUUUGCUUUAAAGAGUGCAGGGAUUAAAUCUGUCGGUACUUUCGACUUCCUCGAUCCUCGGCGUGAGGAAGUCUAUCUCCGUGGGCUCGGGGACCUCAGAGCCAUGAAUCUUAUCGAUGAAAACGGAACCAUCACUCCAGCUGGCACAGCCGCCUUCACGCUUCCCAUCGAUCUCGUCUGGCACAACGCAUUCGAGGAGGCCAUCGAGCUUGGCUGCCUAUCUGAACUCAUCGACAUCGCUGCUCUCGUGAGCGUAAAGAACCCCAUCUGCAUCAUACCACCUGAGUCACUACAUGCAGCCGACGUGUUACACGAACAAUUCAUGGACCCCUUGUCGGAUCAUUUGUCAGAGCUCAACGCUCUGUACGCCUACUUACACAGGAAGCGCAAUAUGUCAACAGAAGAGUUGGCAAUCUGGUGUCACGAAACAUUCCUGAACUCGACGUCACUAGAAGAGGCCUUGGAGCUGCGACAGAAGUUGAUCCAAUGGUGCAAAGAAAAGCUUGGCGUCUCUGAAAUCUCAUUUUUAACCCCGCAUGACAAAGACUACCACGUCAAGAUCCGCAACGCCAUCGCCAAAGGGUUCGUUCACCACGCUGGGAUCAAAGAUGUUACUUGCCAUCAACGUCAGUACCUCACGCUGGAGAACACUCCCGUCUUUCUUUUUCCCCGCAGCGCUCUUGGGACAGAUUGGCAGUGGGUUGUGUAUCACAGGAUUGAGACUUUUGACUACCAGUACAUGGAUCGAUGUACUGUUGUGGAACAGGAUUGGCUUUUGGAAAACGAUUAUUUCUAUCCCAUCAACCUGCCCAAAGAUGACAAUGGGGAGGUUCGAGUAGAGAUACUCCGAAUUCUCUUCGACAGGAUAGAUCGACCAUACCAACCAUGA